Cryptomeria japonica (Japanese cedar) is the source of this 1274-nucleotide messenger RNA. RefSeq names its product NADPH-dependent aldo-keto reductase, chloroplastic. The record is from RefSeq and is a predicted model, not a curated record. Gene Ontology annotation, molecular function: aldose reductase (NADPH) activity. The transcript has 5 exons. Gene Ontology annotation, cellular component: cytosol. The coding region runs from base 56 to 1000 and encodes 314 amino acids. NCBI's taxonomy places the organism in Eukaryota, Viridiplantae, Streptophyta, Pinopsida, Cupressales, Cupressaceae.
AAACUUUAUAAAUAAACGUAUUGUCGAGUUGAUAUUAAUUCAUUCUGAGAGUAGAAUGGCAGCAAAUAUGGCAGAACUGAAUACGGGAAACAAAAUGCCUGUAGUUGGGCUUGGAACUGGCGCUCCAGCUGUCCAGUAUGAGGAGAUCAAGGCUGCUGUCCAUGCGGCUCUUAAGAUUGGAUACCGAUUUUUUGACACCGCGAGCUGUUAUGGGUCAGAAGGUGCGUUAGGAGCAGCUCUCACAGAAGCUUUCCAAAGCGGUGUUGUGAAGCGGGAGGAAGUGUUUGUCCUCACUAAACUGUGGGAUGAUGAACAUGACGAUCCUCUUGCUGCUAUCACCAAAAGUCUCAAAAAUUUGCAGUUGGAAUACUUAGACUUGUAUCUAUUGCACUGGCCUGUAAGGUUGAGGAAAGGACAUACCCUUCCACCAAAGGAGGAAGACUUUUUGCCUCUGGAUAUCAAAUCUACAUGGCAAGGCAUGGAAAAAUGUUUUGAAUUGCGUCUCACCAAAGCCAUUGGUGUGAGCAAUUUUUCCUGUAAAAAAAUUGAAGAUCUGUUGAAAUAUGCCAAAAUUCCUCCUGCUGCCAAUCAAGUAGAGAUGCACCCAAUGUGGCAGCAGAAAAAGCUAAGAGAGUACUGCAGUAAGAUGAAAAUUCAAGUAUGUGCAUGGUCUCCUCUCGGAGCUCCAAAAACUCCAUGGGGAUCCAACGCGGUGAUGGACAGCCCUGUGAUUAAGGAAAUUGCUCAAAAGCAUGGAAAGUCUAUAGCACAAGUUGUGUUGAGGUGGGCAAUAGAGCAGGGAGUGUGUGUCAUCCCCAAGAGCUUUAAUAAAGGGAGGAUAACAGAAAAUUUUCAGGUUUUUGACUGGUGCUUAACUACAGAAGACCAUGCAAAAAUGAGCAAGCUUGAGCAGAGCAAGAAUAUGAAGGGAGAAGAUCUUGUAAACUCAACGACUAGCCCUUACAGAACCAUUGAAGAGCUAUGGGAUGGAGAGAUCUAAUGCCUGACCAUGAGUUUAUUGCAAUUUCAUAAUAUGUUUUCAUCUUCUGUUUAGUUAAGUAAAUAAAUUGAGCCUGAGGUUCAAUAAUCUGCAUUUCUUGCUUGAUAUCAUCAAUUCCAUCACCGAAAUAGACCAAUUGAAGUGAUUCCUUCCAUAGGAUGUUUGUAUCUCUAAAGUGUCACUUUAUUUGAUUAGAUCAAAUGGGGAGUUUUUAAAUUUUUAGGGUGUUAGAUAUGUUACUAUUUUCAGAAUUAAAAUGAGAUGUGCUUGCAAA